This is a messenger RNA of Leptopilina boulardi, 1140 nucleotides long. RefSeq lists its product as uncharacterized. The record is from RefSeq and is a predicted model, not a curated record. NCBI's taxonomy places the organism in Eukaryota, Metazoa, Arthropoda, Insecta, Hymenoptera, Figitidae. The transcript has 2 exons. Gene Ontology annotation, cellular component: plasma membrane. Gene Ontology annotation, biological process: sensory perception of smell; detection of chemical stimulus involved in sensory perception of smell. Bases 406 to 1140 code for a protein of 244 amino acids. Gene Ontology annotation, molecular function: olfactory receptor activity; odorant binding.
UUAAUUUAUGCACCGUGAAUGAAAUGGGGAGAGAAAAUAUAUCUCUUUUGUUACAAUUUUACAUAUGCAAAUCACUAUUAGAAAUUAUUCAAGAAUUAUAUCGAUAAAUUUUCAUAUUAUGUGAAAAAAUUUAAUAACUUGGAAUAAAUUCUUUGAAAUAAAAUUGAAAAUAAUAUCGCGAUACUUUGUUGGAAUUAAAUUAUUAAUAAAAAGGGAGAUAUAGGACGACAAAAACAAUGGGAGAUAGAAGUAAAUGAAAGUCAAUUUCGAUAUAAAUAUAUGUCUUUAUAUAAUCUACUAAGCCUUUGAGUAUUAUGAAAAAAAAUUUUCAGAAAAAUUUGCAAAAAUUUUUUUUAAAAAUUUAAUUUUUUUUUUGUACGAUUAGAAUUUGUUUUUGUGAUUAAAAUGUAUAAAGCAGAACUUUCACUUAUGGUUCUUCAAUUUAUUGGUUGUUGGCAACCAAAAUUUCCCUCACAAUGUGUUUAUAUUUUAUAUAAUAUUUAUUGUUGUUUUAUGAUAUUUGUUAUUUAUUUUUUUACAUUUACCACAAUUAUGUAUUUAUUUCGUUACAAUUACAAUUUAGAAGAGUUUACAGAAAAUUUUUUCUUUUCACUUGCAUUACUUUGCGCAACAAUUAAAAUUGGAAAUUUAUUAAUUAAACGUAAUAAAAUUAUUGAAUUAAUUGAAAUGUUAAUUGAUGAAAGAUUCAAUCCACAAGAUUAUAUUGAAUUUCAAAUUCAAAAUAAAUUCGACAAAAUUUCCAGAAAUGGAACAAUAAUGUUUCUUGUAUUGGGUGGUACGACAAUAAUUUUAAAAGCAACGGGACCAUUGAUUAAUGAUAACAAUAAAAUGUUACCUUAUAAAGCAUGGAUGCCUGAUAAAUUUGAAGAAAAUUUAUCAUUUUCGAUGAUAUAUGGACUUCAAGCUAUUGGUUCAUUUGGUGCUGGACAGGCAUCAAUAGCUAUUGAUACAUUUGCAAUGACAAUGAUGUUGCAACUUUGUUCACAAUUGGAAAUAUUAAUGCAUCGUAUUAAAAAAUAUCCUUAUCAUACAUUGGAAAGAAAGAUUUACAAUAAUUUUUCACAAAGAGAAAAAAAUAUUGGCAUUUGGGUACAACAUCAUCAAACCAUGUUUAUGUAA